This is a messenger RNA of Salvelinus fontinalis (brook trout), 6973 nucleotides long. RefSeq names its product neuronal pentraxin-2-like. The coding region runs from base 677 to 2326 and encodes 549 amino acids. The record is from RefSeq and is a predicted model, not a curated record. The transcript has 5 exons. NCBI's taxonomy places the organism in Eukaryota, Metazoa, Chordata, Actinopteri, Salmoniformes, Salmonidae.
GUUGUCCUGUUUUGUUAUUUAGGUUAUGCAUUCAUCGCCAUAAAUACGUCAAGCGAUCACAGCAUAUGAAAUGCACAAAGAAAUGGAAUGCUCAUCACUAUAUUGUUAUUAAACCACAAAACUGUUGAAUUAUUGUCAUCUCGAUCUACAUUUUGUGUGACGCGAGACACGGUCUCAUAUCAUUCCUACCAUCUCCCGUUUCCGCCUCUUGAUAUUGACUUGCAUGCUGUUGCGCGCUCUCUCGGUCUCUCUCUCUGGUUGUCUAUCUCUCUCGCUCUCUCUCUCUGGUUGUCUAUCUCUCUCUCUUUCUCUCGCUGUCUCUCUCUCUCUCUGGUUGUCCUUGUGAUAAGGAGAUAAAGAAGCCGAACAACACUGAAGCCAAGAGACAGAGGGGUGAGAUAGAAACGGUUGGAGCAAGUAGCUGUACUCAUUAUAGCCUAAUUGAUAAAUGAAGUGGAACAUAGCCUAUGUAUUGACUAAUAGCCUAGCAAAGCCAUAAGAUGCGUCUUUCGUGAUAUCUUCACGGAUCUUUUGAUCUGCACAUUUUUUUUAAACUCAGACUGCGCUUUUUCGGUGUUGUUGAACUAGAUAGACAAAUCCUCCGUUUUUUUUCUCAUAAUUAUUGAUUUCUGACGCCGCCAACCUGAAGUUCAUCGUUAUCAUCUUGGCCGCCGGGAUGGUGGCCUUCGUUGGAGCAGUCAUCUGCAUCAUCGCCGCGGUCCAUACCGGCUCCGCUGCCGAAUCUCCCCAGCAGCCUGUGGCAGACAACCAGUCUCACUCUCCGGACGCUGGAGUGCAGCAGACUUUCACCGGGGGCUCCGUGGCGCGAGCGGGUCCACUGGGCGCUCUCCAUGGUUCUGAAACGCAGGACGGAGAAGCGCCCACUUUCUUCCACGUCCCCAGCGGCUCAGACGACAUUGGUGGAACUAGGCAGGUUAGCAGACUUAUCUGCACCCCAGUCCCCGCCGGAGAAUGCAACCCCAAAAACUUUCAGCAACAAGCCGAAGACCCGUCGCUGUUCGCCGGUGAGGACUGGGGAUACCUCCGCACCACGGCAGAGGAGCUCAAACAGACAGUUCUCCAGCAGAAGGACCAGAUUAUCACCGACCAGCGGACCAUUAGGGAUCUGUCAGGCAAGCUUUCGGAGUGUGAGAGCGGAAUAGAGGGGCGUAGAGGCCCGGAGAGUAGCGCGGGGCUCUGGGGAGGUAAGAGGGUAGAUGAGGGCCGGCUCAUGGUCCGGGACAGUGCUCCGUCGUCGUCUGUGGCACAGCUGCUCAUCGCUCAGGCUGUAGGCGAGCUGGAACAGGCUAUCGUUCAGAUGAAAGACCGCAUAGAGAAACUGGAGUCAGAUAUCGGACCGCUGGCGUUCCCUCACAACCACACGGAUGCAGCAACUGCGGUGACUUCAAGAGGGGCAGGUGGUGGUGGGCUCUCUGAGGCCUCUGAUGGUUGGGGUGAGGCAGGGCUAGUGGGGCAGGCCGGGGCAGGGGAUGGACCAGAGCAGUGGCCACGGAUGGAGGAUCUGGAGGGGGAGCUUGAGAGGAAGCUGGAACUCCUGGAGAAGGAGAGGAAGGCCCUGCGAAAGGAAUCCCAAAGACACAGGCAGGAGAUUGACCAGGGGAUCAACUCCCUACACCACCGCAUUGCUGGCCUGGAGGAGGGACUCUCCGAGUACACCUACCCCGAGGGCUACAAGCUGUCCUUCCCAACGCGUACCAACUAUAUGUACGCGGUGGUACAGCACCCCAUCCCUGAGCUGCGUGCCUUCACCGUGUGCCUCUGGCUGAAACCUGCCGAGGGGGGCAUCGGCACCCCUUUCUCCUACGCUGUGGCGGAGCAGCCCAACGAGCUAGUUCUGCUGCAGGGCGUGCACACCCCUGUGGAGCUGCUCAUUAACGACAAGGCGGCGGAAUUACCUCUGAACCUGUCCCGGGGCAGCUGGCACCACAUCUGUGUAAGCUGGAGCCAGAGAGGCGGGGCGUGGCAGGCCUACCAGGGGGGCAAGCUGAGAGGAGAGGGGCAGGGCCUGGCAGCCUGGCACCACAUCAGGCCUGGGGGAGUCCUCAUCCUGGGGCAGGAACAGGACACUCUGGGCGGACGUUUCGACUCGUCCCAGGCCCUGGUGGGGGAGCUAUCCCAGUGGAAUGUAUGGGAGCGGGUCCUGACCCCCAGCGAGGUGUCCAGCCUGGCCCACUGCAGCCAGCACGGCCCCCAGCCAAAGGGUAAUGUGGCCCCCUGGACCAACCGGGAAGUAGAGGUGUUCGGAGGAGCCAUCAAGGUUCCCCGGGAGCCCUGCGCUGCUAAACGCAUCAACAGCCCACUGUGAGGAGAAGGGAGCCAGGGACCUUAUUCACGAAGCGUCUCAGAGCAGGACUAGUGAUCGGGGAAAAAUCAAUACAGUUACAUAUCGCAAUACUAUUUUGGACGAUAUUAUAGCGCUACUUUUUGUUAUUGUUGCUAGGUAGCGUUAGCUUGCGCUAGUCAGCUAUGCCUGCGCCAAAAAUCCAUUUUUUUUGUUGCUCUCCAUCUUCCUUUUAAAUAGUGAGGCAACAUGUUUUCAAUGCUUUUAUUUCCAUGCCUGAUCUAAACUAAUUUUCUCACGCUCUCUUGUCUUUCUGCAGCAGACAUAAAGAGAGCAGUAUCUUUGGAACAUCAAAUUGCAAUAAAAUCGCAGUAUCGAAUCGAAAUACAUAUAGAAUUGUGAGAAUCACAAUACAUAUCGUAUUGUCACCUAAGUAUCGUGGUAAUAGUCGUGAGAUCCCUGGCAAUUCCCAGCCAUAAGUAGGACUGUACAUGUCAUAUUAUACAUGUAAUCUUAUUUAUUAUGAUCUAAUAGGCAAAGUUGAUCUUUCAUCAGCAUUUCUACUUUGAGACUGAGAGCCCUGAGCUGUGUUCAGUAGGGCAAAACAUUGUGGAGGUAACAUAUUUCUAUCGGAACGACUUGUUAAGUAGAACAGCAGGAAUGCCUAACUGACAUGUAGAUUAAGGAAUCAUGUGAGCUCUAUUCAUCACAUUUCUAUCUGCAACGUUCAGUAUAUUGUACAUUGUGGAUUUGUGAAGUAAAUUGACGGGUGGAGCUCGGGUGAAAGGGAGUAAGGGCAUAGGGGAUUGAAGCACAUUAUUAGAAGUGGGAGUAACACUGGUUUCGUAACUACUCAUAAAGACUAUUUAUCCCUCAAGGGGGAAAUGUUGUUUUUCUUUGCAUGUUUUAUUUAUCUAUGUUUUACAUCUAUUGUUGGUGAAGUUUAUUCAGAGCUACAGGACGGAGAGUGGGUAGGCUAGGCAUACGUACUUCUACAUUUGAACUGCUGCUUUGGACUCGGUCUGUGGCCAGGCACUAGGCCAUGGGAGCCCAUUUUGUUUUCUCAACAGGAGCUAAAAUUUGGCUAUCUAUAGCUUUCUCUAUCCUCUGACUUGUGUCUAACUGAAGGGGAUAACUCAAGUGUACAUUAUGAUUUUAUACAACAUUUUAUAUGCAGACAUUAAGAACACACAAUCGUGUCUGUAUCGCAUUGAUUUGUGAAGUACUUUUUUUGUAUCAACUUGUUUCAAAAACAGCAUUCUUACUGUCUCUCUUUUCAUAUUCCUUCCCGUUAACAUUUGUAUAAAUAGUCUGUAUCCUAGUAAUACAGUAUGGCUAAUCAUUCUCUGUGACUAAUAAGAACUACAGAUAUAGAGAUAUCACCUCAUUUAAAUUCAAUAACUGUAUCCAGUAAUGUGAACGUGUGGCUUGAAUUGAUCCAGAAAAUAUGUCUUCGACUUAGCCAGUGGUAUUACUCAAGCCUAUUGGUUAACUUUGUUGCACAAUAUGGUAUAGCACGAGGUUUGAUACUUUCUAGACCACCAGAAUAGGUUUUGGUACCAAGUUGUACUGAAAUGUAUAAACGGUGUUAUUUAUAUAAUGCUUUUAUAUUCAAUGUAAAAAGUUACAGAAAUAACAACGGGUUUAAAUGCGUCGUUAUACUGCAAUACAUGUAUUCAUUUGAGGAAUCAAUGCACACACAUAAUUCAAUGUAUAUGAAAUCCCCCUUGAUCUUCUACACCUUGCGACGUGCGGUGAGGUCUGAGGCCGGGCAGGCACAUUCUACUGAGCCUCAUAAAGGCUCAUAAAGCUGUGUUUAUCGGUAUGACACGAUCACAACGAUAACCAUCAAACAACCACAACCAACCAUCAAACAGCAGCAGAUAGGCGGCGCAACCAUUAGACACGCUUUCAGAGGCUGUAAUCGCUUGUGCCCCACGCAACUGCCCUGCACGAACAGGCGACUUUCAGCACCACAGACAGCGACCCAAGUGCUAGCGAGUAGGUCUCCUUGUAGACAGCGCUACACACACAAAAUGCCUAGUAGUCAGCACUACUGACUGAGAUGUAUACUUGCACUUCUCUGGUCUAUGUGAUAGACAUGUGAUGUCAUUAGACAUGUAAUGUCAUAACAGUAGACAGUGCUACUGUACAUUCGUCAGCUGAGGAGCUGUCCAGGUGAUUUGUCUGGUACCAUUUGUGAACUGUGCAAUUCGACAAGAUCAGCCUUAAGUCUAACAAAAGUACUUGGCAUAUUUAGACAGGCUCUUGUUUGCUGGUGUUACAUUUUUGUGACAUUGUUUCACAUUUUUUGCAGUCCACUUAGCCAAGGAAAUUAAGUUCACCAAAGUGGUCAAACCUGUCUCUCAUCUGAACAUUGAUAUUGUCCAGUAUGUUGUUCCCCCUCUCUACUCUGAUCGGCUGUUUACUACGAGUUUCCCUUCGUGCCAGGCCAAGAUCAUUGCAUUUCUGCUCGAAUCACUCAUAGAAACGAUCAAAGUCGUGUCACUGCCGUCCCAGUGCUUUCGUUGUGUCACUGAUCUGGAUAUGGCAGACACCCAUAUCCAUCAAUUUGUUCUGCAGAACACAGGAGAGCAUCAAUAUCCUUGAAAAUUCCAUCAUAGGUCAGGAGCAAAAAGGAAACACGGUGGCGGUCUCUAGAUGGGUUGCUAACUGUUGUGGUGGAAUUAUUGUAAUCAAAAGGAGAGACUUUUAAGAUUCCUUCAAAACAUUCAAACUUUAUUAUUUAAUUACUGCAGUAGUGGAGCUGGUCGGUAAUCACCCCUGGAGGUGAUCACUGAGAACUCAGCGAGCUUGUUUCAGCCACAGAAUUUUAUAGCAAAAUCCAUUCUCCGUCAGUCUGCAUGACACACAACAGAUGUAUGGAAGGGGUCACAAGGUUAAGAUUUUCUACGAAAGAUACUUAUAAUUCACAGCAGACAGUACCUGCUGUAAAAACAUGAGAACUCAUUGUGUAGAGACCAGUGUUUGGCCCCCCAACUCCGUACUGGAGCCAUGUCUCCCUGGUACCGUAUAGAACAGGAACAUGAACUCAUGCUCUGGAAAGCGGUAUCCCCAAAGACAUUCUUCCAGCCUUGGUAGAACACUCCGAUGAGCAUUCUAACAACCCCUUAUUAUGUUGUAUAAAACAAUCAUUUGAUGCAAUAACAGCAUUAUAACAUAAUCUUGUAAUUUCCACCAUACUGUAAAAAAAGAAAAUCAAUAAAGGAAUGUAAUAGCUCCACAUAGUGGCACCUAGGCCUGUUUGAUGUGCUGGCAGUGUCAUCGUUGCCGCAAAAUGCCAACUUCUGUUUACCUAGGUAGCAUGCUGUAACAUCAAUUAGCUGGGGCUUUCAAAAUCUCACGGUUCUCUUUUACCUUUGCAUUGUGCAUGCUGAUGUUCAAUCUCCGUUGUUCAUUCAACGCCAGAUCUAUCCGCCAGCUGCCAAAUGUCUUAAGAGCUAUCUGGCUUUGGACGUGAGACAGGUUUCUCAUAGACAAAUUGUUCAAGUCGCAGUAACCGACUCUUGUCCACAAACUGUCACUGGUGGAGAGCAGCAGGCAGGGGAAGCAGUAGAGUCGGCUGCUAGCAUUGCAGCCACAGAGCCAGUCGUUCUGUUGAUACCGCUCAGAUUGAAAUGAUCGUGUUAUUUUCUGUCCCUUCUUUAGAUGUAGGUCCCUAAACUCAGGUGUUGGUCUUCACACCGCUUCGCUAAAAAACUAUUUCAGAUGCAAUGUGUUAGCCAUCCUAAUCAGCUGACUUUAGCUAGAAGUAAAAUUAAUAUAACUAUCAAAAAGGCAGCAGAUAAUGUGUGUGACAUCCAUAGGCAGGAGCUCUGGCUAUCCUCUUGCAAAGCUCUCUACCUGCCUUUCGGCAUCCGUUAGCUGGCAGUAUAAGGUAGAAACACGAAUGUGUAAAUCAUGUCAAUGCCUUUCAUUGAGUUUGGAUUUUGAAGCGCUGGAGAAAGGUACACGGCGAGUUUGCCUUUCCCCUGGCCUCCUUGUGCAUUUUGUACCAGAUCACUGCACAUUUGGGAAGUAGUAGUACUAGUACUGACAUCUAUUUGAUCAUGCAGAAUUUUUUAAAUUAUUGAUAACAUUUAUAUUUAUUUAUUUUUCAUUCGUUUUUUUUUCAUUCAUUUUCACACUGCCUACCCUGCCUACCCUGACCGCACGUCACUGUCGCUGUCCCUGGUUCUGACUUAGUGGCAAGUGCCUGUCUGGGUAUCUUUACCCAUAUUAAAGUAAUGUCUAUUCAUUUCUCUGCUGAAGUUAUGAUUCCAACAUCAUUCUGCAGUCUGAUCAGUGUUUUGCCUGCCUCUGGUCUGUUCGGCUCAUGUCUGCACUUCUAUGGUCUCUGUGAUGUUGUGGCAAACUGUACAGCUUAGAAAAUUAACAAGCCAGAUAUUUUCUUUAUUAACCAAACAAUGUCUUAUGGCCGGUGUUUGGAAAAUUACUCUUUGUAUUACCUGUAUUUGUUAACAGGUUUUUACUUAAUGACUUCAUGUGUAGGUCGAUGUUUAGGCACAUUUGGCAUCUUUGUCUUUUUCCUCUCUUUUCCUGUCAGAGUUGGUAUACUCUAUGUGUGUUUAUGUCCUUGUCUUCACUGGUUUUGAAAUGCACAGCCCGAAAAGCUCAAAUGGCCAAAAAUAAAGUCUAUUUCGAAUGUGA